AUGACAAGCAGACUCAGCAGAACAGAAAGGCAAUCCUUGGCUGCGACAGCAGAGAAGCCUGCUUCGAAUACCCGCAGCCCUCGUCGCCCCCGGCCGGCCGUUGGUGGGAAGAGUCGGCUAACAGCUCUGGGGCUAGUGAUGGGAAAAGUGUGGGCACUAGCUGCUGGUGUUGACGAAUCUCGGCACUCCAAAACCAUUAGCUGGUGCGUUAAUUUCCUCGCGGCAAGGGGUGCUAAGCCAGUCACAUCACAGACCCGGGUCGAUUCGAACUGGACUGGCUCGGAUGCUGUGCCAUCUGACGGAAUUGAUGAAGUCUGUUGCAACGAUGCUGAUGGAGCACGGAUGGCCAGGAUCAGGGUCUGGACACGGACGAUCGACAGUAUGGGCGUUUAUUCGUCGAGCGAGGGAGCUUGUCCCGCAGCUUGGGCAUCUCAGAUCGUAAAAUUGGUUGUUGGAAAUGCCUCGAUGCUGGCUACAGGUCAAUGA
Coccidioides immitis RS is the source of this 486-nucleotide messenger RNA. RefSeq lists its product as uncharacterized. The transcript has 5 exons. The coding region runs from base 1 to 486 and encodes 161 amino acids. Lineage: Eukaryota; Fungi; Ascomycota; Eurotiomycetes; Onygenales; Onygenaceae. The record is from RefSeq and is a predicted model, not a curated record.